UAGAACUAUUUCAUAUAAACUCUGUUUCAUAUUGGCUUAACCUGGCACGACAUUUUGAUAACCGCGCAAAUCUCUCAGACACGGUAAAUUGUAUCAAUAUAUUCACGUGUAAUUACCUCCCAAAAUGAAAUGCCAAUGGGACUUUCAUAAAGAACUACACAUCUUGUCGCAAAGUAUGACGUCAAACCCUCAAGGCACAGUUCUCCACGCAAACUCCUCGACAAGUAGCCUAGCAAGAAACAGACAUUAUAGGCGUUUUAGUUUCUCGUGUGUAUAUCGCUUGCUACCUUAAACGGCUUUAAAUUACUAUAAUUUAUUAAGUUACCCUCUGCCUUUGUAGAUAACUAGCAAACCUUAGGUCUCUCCGUCGACCAGAAGCAAGGAUGGGUCUGUGCUAUGUAACGUUACCGGAUUGUAACCACUACUCCAAUAAGCACAUGUACAUGUUAUCGUUUUCCAACCUCUAAGUGAGAGGCAUCGCUAGAGCUGUGUGAUAAGAUGGACGGACCAGAAACCCAGUGACAACACUCGGGUCUGUAGCUGCCAUUUUCCAGUGGGAAAGAGAGAUGGCUCUGUAUUUACCAGAGUAGGGAGUUCAUCCAUCAUGGUGGAUGAGGAAGAUCCAGACUGGGGAUUGGGAAAUGAGAACAAACAAAUAGGAUUGAGUGUCCAACAGGAGUGAAUCCCUCAGGCUAUCCGGUGCAUGGACAUCCUGUGGCAGUGUGAUCCGGUUGUGGAGAUGACAGCAGAUCGAGCCUGUGGACAGACAGUUUUAGACAGGAGGCGUGACAUGUGGAACAUCAGGCGCUCACCGUGAGAAGCAGUGCAUGAUCAACACCAGCCUCAGCAAGGAGAUCUUGUCACGGCUGUUGAAGGAGGAGGACCAAGGUGCAACGUGUUGGGAAUGGUGCACUGUCCAAUGGUUUCCUGCUGCUCCACCGACAACGCCACGCCAGCCAGGAUGCCUGCAUGCCCCAGCAGUUACAGUAUUUUUGAACCUACUGGUGAUCAUCUCCAUCUCUCACUUCAAGCAGCUCCACACUACAACCAACCUGCUCAUCCUCUCUCUGGCUGUGGCAGAUCUCCUGGUGGGACUGAUUGUGAUACCAGUAACGACUGUAGCAUUAAUGGAAUCAUGCUGGGGUUUUGGGAAAUAUUUCUGUGUGUUUCAGAUCUACAUUACUUUCUUAUGUAGUUCUUUAUCUCUGGGUAAUUUGGUCUUGAUAUCUAUUGACCGCUAUGUUGCUGUGUGUGAUCCCUUAUUGUACCACUCUAAAAUAACAACAACAAGAAUGAUAUGUUGUAUAUUCAUUACCUGGUGUUGUUGUAUCAUAUACCGAGCUGCUAUUAUAAAAAACUUUGUAAAUGUACAGGUACCCAGUCGGUGUUUGAAAGAAUGUUUUAUUGUUGAAGGAAUAACCUGGGGAAAUAUAAUUGACCUUAUAUUUACAAUGGUUGUCCCGUGCUCUAUUAUUAUAACACUUUAUAUGAAAAUCUUUGUGGUGGCCAGAUCACAGGCCAGAAAGGUCUUUUCAAAAGAGGCUGCCAGUGUGUCUGGUGUUAAAACUGUACAGGCAAAUAAGUCUGAGAGAAAAGCAGCAAAAACCCUAGCUAUUGUUGUUUUCAACUAUUUCAUUUGUUGGAUUCCAUUUUUAUUUUCUUUCUUUUUGUAUUUUUUAAUUGGCAGUUUAUUUUCAGUUAUGAUCAUCGGCUUUCUACCACUAGUUAAUUCUUUUAUCAAUCCAAUAAUUUAUGCUUUCUUUUAUCCAUGGUUCAAAGUGACAGCUAAACGUAUUUUAACUCUGAACUUUUAAAUUGUAUUUUUUUUUUUAAAUGUGUAUUCUUUAUUUAACUAGUCUGUUAAGAACAAUUUCUUAUUUACAUUGUCGGCUUAACUUAAGGCAUAAAUAGUUUUUAUUUCUACGUUUGACAAACGUGUUUUGAUAUAGUUUUGUAAUACAAUUGUUGUAAUUGCUUCUUUCAUACACUGACAUUACUUAUCUCAGUAUUGUCAUCAUAUGGUAGAUGCGUGUGGUGGUGAUACAGCAUUAUUUGUCUGGAUUGGUUUGGAAUGACUUGGAAAAAGUAUAAGAAAGCAUAAGCUUGUUUUAUAAAAUACAUUGUAGUCAUUGUGGGUUGUACAUUCCAAAAACCAAUGUCUGUUGUUCCAUGUUAUUUAAUAAUAAAUAAUAUGUAAGUAUUCUAAAAGUA
Molecule: messenger RNA, 2211 nt
Organism: Oncorhynchus kisutch (coho salmon)
Lineage: Eukaryota; Metazoa; Chordata; Actinopteri; Salmoniformes; Salmonidae
Product: trace amine-associated receptor 13c-like
Exons: 6
Coding region: 828-1814 (328 amino acids)
Biological process (GO): G protein-coupled receptor signaling pathway
Cellular component (GO): membrane
Molecular function (GO): trace-amine receptor activity
Source: RefSeq, a predicted model, not a curated record